Musca domestica (house fly) is the source of this 2171-nucleotide messenger RNA. Its product is annotated as palmitoyltransferase ZDHHC3-like. The transcript has 4 exons. The record is from RefSeq and is a predicted model, not a curated record. Gene Ontology annotation, cellular component: endoplasmic reticulum; Golgi apparatus. Gene Ontology annotation, molecular function: protein-cysteine S-palmitoyltransferase activity. Gene Ontology annotation, biological process: peptidyl-L-cysteine S-palmitoylation; protein targeting to membrane. NCBI's taxonomy places the organism in Eukaryota, Metazoa, Arthropoda, Insecta, Diptera, Muscidae. The coding region runs from base 207 to 1031 and encodes 274 amino acids.
CAGCUGUUUUUAGAUUAAUUCGCUUGAAGGAAGACCUUAUAAUUGGGCCAUGAUUCUGAAUAUAAAUUCCAAAUAGUAAACAUAAAAUACAUACAAUAACUCGGUAAACUUAAACUAGCAGCACGAAUUAAUGGUGAAUUCUUUUAUAUGUGCGGCGAAUUUAAACACUACUGUAGAUCUGCAAGAGUAAAGUGCAAUAUACAAAAAUGAGAUUUGUGAAGGAUCCUUGUGGAAUUGCUUGUUUAAUCAUUACUUAUUUAAUGGUGGUAUAUGCAGACUACGUGGUAAUGCGGUGGAUAAUACUUCAGACGAUGCAGACAAGUAUAUGGGGUCCGAUACACGUAAUUUUCUUCAACACGGUGGUUUUUCUUCUUGCCCUGUCUCAUUUGAAAGCGGUUUUAUCCGACCCGGGAACUGUGCCACUACCAGUCAAUCGUCUAGACUUUUCCGAUUUACAUACUGUAGGGAAAAAUAACGGAAAUAGUCAUAAUGACUGGACAGUUUGUACAAGAUGCGAGACUUACAGGCCUCCUCGAGCUCACCAUUGUCGGAUUUGCAAGCGCUGCAUUAGACGGAUGGAUCAUCAUUGUCCGUGGAUUAACAAUUGUGUUGGCGAACGUAACCAGAAAUUCUUUCUACAGUUUCUUGUAUAUGUGGGUAUGCUGGCAUUGUAUUCCAUUGCUCUAGUGGUUGGAUCGUGGAUAUACCCUUGUGUAGAGUGUGAAUCAGACACAUUGGAAUCCCAAACAAGACUAUUACACAGUGUAAUUUUGCUUUUGGAAUCAGCUCUGUUUGGUCUAUUUGUUUUGGCUAUCAUGGUUGACCAAAUGCAUGCCAUCUUGCAUGACGAGACUGCCGUGGAACAGGCACAACAAAAAGGAUCGUAUCGACCAAAUAGACGUAAAAUCUAUCUUCUAGCAGAUGUAUUUGGUAGAGGUCAUCCCAUGUGCUGGCUUUGUCCUUGUACGAGUUUCACAUCUUCAUCCUCGCUACGCUACUAUGAUACGCCUCUUCUAAGCCAUGACGUAUAAUUUUGAAAGAUUUCAGCAUUUAAAAAAUAAUUUCUCAAUGUCUUUCUCUUGCAUGAAAGACAAAAGUGAUACAAGUAAUGUAGGAUUUAUUCCUUAGAAAUACUACUCCGUCUGAGUAUCCAUUAUUCCGUAUCCAUGGAAGGUAAAUAGGUUUUUAAGGAGGAAAACGAUUCCUAUUGGAAUGUGACUGUUUUAGUUUCUUAAUAAUUAGUUAAAUUAUAAAACAAUACUUUGUGUGUAUGCAGUCCCUAUUCUAUAAGUUUUAUUUAUUUAUAUUUAGAUACAUUGUUACUGAUUAAGGUUACUCACACUGAAAGUAUGCAGCUGAACAUAUUACAGAAGCAGUAUGUAUAUUCGUGUAUGAUACGCAUUAUCGUGGGCGCCGAUUUGUACUUUUCGAGUUUAGCGAGAGUUUUGAGCAAAUUGUUUGAAAAAUCGUCGCAGAUAUUUUUAACGAAGCAUUCAACCGAAAUAUGCAUCAUUUUGUAACUAAUGAUUUGUCGUGGACACACAAUUGUGUGGUUCAUAAACAGCUACAUUGUGUUUAUUUGUUUUGCAAGUCAACAAUUUCCUUUUUUAUUUUUGGGGAAAUUUUACGUUUUCCUUCGGAGCUAAGACCGAUAAGCCUAUAGUUUUCGAUCUAGCUAAGAAUUUUAGUCGGUUCCUUUUUUAGGGCACGAUGCCUCUAAACUUUUAUAAAUGAUUACUUGAUUCGUAAGCUCAGAAGAAAUACAUAUGACCUGUUACCACUGUGUGUUCUUUAGGUUUCCCGUUGGCCUUACAAUUUCUACAGUAUUGAAAUAACAAAACAACAAAUGAAUAUCUAAAUUGGUCUCAACAAAUGAGAAUUGGUCUCAAAACUCUCGUAUAAGUACGAUCAAUGGUAUUGUUCUUAAACACUAAACGCUGGUUGUAUGUAUGUAUUUUAGUUUCCAUUGCUGCAUGCUUUUUGUGUGAGCGACUGUAUGGCAGUAGAUAUGAAAUAACCGAUGGCAAAUGAGAUUGGAAUUAAUGUGUAAUAUGUGCUUGAUUUGAAGUCGUAAACUUGUAAGUACAUGUACGUAUUGUAAUGAAACCAAAGCAAUGUCUUAAUAAACAAAAUUGUAAUGGAUAUUACAAUUUAAUUACAAAUAAAUGAAA